AUGGGCAAUAGUCAAAAUCCAAAGAAAUAAAUAAUCAAAAAUGAUAUGUAGCCCUAACCCACAUAACAGAUAUCCAAAAACUAAGAGAAACCUAUAAAACAAAAAUAAAAAGAAGAGAAUGAUCUUGAGGCAGAAUUUCUUAAAUUUUUGGCUAUUGGGGAUAGAAAAAACAAAUGGAAAACCUACUUCAAGAUAAAUAAAAUCACAUCUAUGGCAGACUUGUUAUCUUCAUAUCAAAUGAGUGAAACAACAAGAACUGGUAGAAGACUUAAUGAAGCUGAAAAAUAAAUUCUAAAUAACUAUCUAUUACGAUAAUCCAAAGAAGAGGAUAUAAUAAUCAAUUAUAAAUCGAUCCAUGAUCUAAAAUUUUUAAAAUAUAUUGAAUCCUUUGAUUAGUUUAAGGAAAUCUCUCUUACUAAUAUGAAAAUCAGAAAUAUUCUAAUAGUGGGAAUAACUGGAUAAGGAAAAUCUACAUUUAUUAAUAGUUUUGUGACUGCAAUUGAGAGAGAGUUCAAGCCUAGAGUAAAGGGAAAGGAAUUGAAUUUGGAUUAUUUUGUAAUAAUAAAGGUGAAAGAUCAUUAAGCAUAAUCUGACACUAACGAAGUUACAUCAUAUAAAUUUAUUAUUGAUAACCAUCUUAUCAUAAAUCUGAUAGAUACACCAGGGCUAGCCGAUACUGAAGGUCUAUAAAAAGAUUAAGAAAGAAUUACAUAAAUAUCUAAAUAUAUCGAAGAUCAAAUAUAUAAGAAAAAUCAAAAUCUGCAUGCAAUUUUAUUUGUAUCUUAGUCGUCAACUUAAUAUGAAGUAAUCGAUGGUAAUCCAUCCCUUUUACAAUUAUCAAUGUUAAGUAUUCUCAAAUUAUUUGGAAAGGAAAUGUGUGCAUUUACAAAACAUUGUCUUACCUUUUCAGAUUUUACUGCAACUAGUACUUAAAAUUUUGAGAGUCGAGAUUCUAUAUUCUAUUCAGUUAAGGAAUAAUAAAUACUUAUAAAUUCGAGAAAGCCCGAUUAAUAAGAGCACCUUUAGGAAACCUUUAACGAAGCUUAAUUUAAGGCUAUAAAUUAACCCUUUAAUACUGAGGCAGAAAACAAUGAGGCAGAAAAUAAGAUCUAAGAAGAGUUUUAUUUUUAAUUCUAAAAUUCUGUAUUUAGAGCAAUUAAACAUGGAUUUAUUGAAAACAUCCAUUUCUAAAAAAAUCUUGGAAAUUAUCAAAAGCUAUUUGAUUUCAUCAAAAAUGAAGCGAAUGAUGGAUUUAAGUUAGUUGCCACAGUCUAAGUUAUUUAAUAAAGGACUCAAAUCAGGACUGAAUUAGGAGGGCUGUAACAUACGCUAUUGCAAUUAAUUAAAGUUCUAAAGUCUGUGGAUGAAAAUACUCGUAAGUUGUAAAUCUACAGAAAUAAAAUAGAGGAUUCAAAGAUGUUUGAAUCCGUUAUAUUUUUAAUUGAAUGGAAGAAAGAAUUUAUUUUUAAAAAUAAAAAGAAAGCCUUUUCAACUAAUUGUAAUAAAUGUAAUAAGACUUGUUGCAAAGCAUGUGAUAGCAAAAUAUUAGAUCAUUGCAUAGAGAUGAUUGAAAAAAAUGUGAAGGGUGUGAAAUAAAUUAUUUGUUCAAGAUGCAAUCAUGAAAUAGAAUUUCAUACUUAAUAAGAAUAUUUUUGGAAACCUGAAGAAGUACAAAAAAUCAUUAUUGACGAAAGUUUAAAGUAGGAAAAUGAUAAUGCUUAAAAAAAUUCUUCAAAAAUUAAAUAGUUGCUUGAAGAGUAAGAGAUUACAAGAAAUAAUACUAAAGAGAACAUUAAGGAUGUUAUGAUAAAAAUGAAAGAGUGUUUACAAGGUUUAUUAUCAUCUGCACUUUACAGACUUGACAUUCUCGACGUUGAGGCGUAUGAUUUUGUUCUUAAGUUUUACCCUGAUUAUAGAAAGGCAUUAGAGGAAUUUGAAGAUAUGGAUGAUUUAAAAGUUACUACACAAAUUAGAGAAAAAAUAAAAAAAGAUAAAUUAAUGGCAUCUAAAACACUUCUCAGCGUUGAAACUCAACAGUUUAAUUUAAAAUAGUUCAAAAGAAACUGA
Molecule: messenger RNA, 2067 nt
Organism: Paramecium tetraurelia
Lineage: Eukaryota; Ciliophora; Oligohymenophorea; Peniculida; Parameciidae
Exons: 2
Molecular function (GO): GTP binding
Source: RefSeq, a predicted model, not a curated record